GUGGCCGUGAAGGUCAUCGACAAGAGCAAGCUGGCAGGCGAGGCGGCGGGGCAGCUUCUGCAGGAGGUGCGCUGCAUGAAGCUGGUGCAGCACCCCAACGUGGUGCGCCUCUACGAGGUCAUCGACACCCACUCCAAGCUCUACCUCAUCCUGGAGCUGGGCGAUGGCGGGGACAUGUUUGACCACAUCAUGAGGCACGAGGGCGGCCUGGCUGAGGGACGCGCCAAGCACUACUUCGCGCAGAUCGUCCAUGCCAUCUCCUACUGCCACAAGCUGCACGUGGUGCACCGGGACCUCAAGCCUGAGAACGUGGUCUUCUUCCAGGAGCAAGGGGUGGUCAAACUCACGGACUUUGGCUUCAGCAACCGGUUCCAGCCUGGCAAGAUGCUCACCACUAGCUGUGGCUCUCUGGCAUACUCGGCACCCGAGAUCCUGCUUGGAGACGAGUACGACGCGCCAGCUGUUGACAUCUGGAGCUUGGGCGUCAUCCUCUAUAUGCUGGUGUGCGGCCACCCACCCUUCCAGGAGGCCAACGACAGCGAGACGCUCACCAUGAUCAUGGACUGUCGCUACACUGUCCCGUCACACGUGUCAGCACAGUGCUCUGACCUCAUCUCGAGGAUGCUGCAGCGGGACCCCAAGCAACGUGCCUCCCUGGAGCAGAUUGAGAGCCACGCGUGGCUGCAAGGGGUGGACCCGUCCCCCGCGAGCCGCUCGCUGCUGCCCCUCACGUCGCACAAGCGGGUGUCCCGGGAGGAGCACGACAUCAUCAUCCAGGCCAUGACGUGCGGGAACAUUGCGGACCGGGACACCAUCCAGGAGGCUCUCGAGGCCGACCGCUACAACCACAUCACGGCUACCUACUUCCUGCUGGCGGAGAGGAUGCUGAGGGAGAAGCAGGGCGGCCGCCUGAGCCUCGUCUACAACUUGGCCAAGCAGGUCCAGAGCGGGACCAACCUGUCGGACACCUUCAGCCCCAUGGGCACAAGCAGUGACCUCUCCGCUUUCGCAGAGGUGCCACUCUCUGCGGGUCCCAGCCCCCAGCCACCCUCCCUGCACCUCUGUGGCAACGAUGGAGACACCAGCCAUGGCAGCAGGCAGCAUACGCGAGUGCUGCUGAAGGCCCCCAUCAUCGAGACAACGAUUACCAAGAGCGCCCCAGCCCUGCAGCAGAUCUGUGAGGAAGAGGAGGAGGACGAGGAGGAGGAAAGGAAGCCCAGCGUGACUGAAAGGAAAAGUAGCUCGCUGAACCAGGAGCAGAUGCGAGACUUUCUGCGCUCCAGGGCCUGCCGGCUGUCGUGCCACGGAGACGCACUGGGCUCUGGGGCCGAAGCAGCUCCGUGGCGCGAGGCAGGGGGCUGGGGCACGUGCCAGCCCGUGACAGGUGCUCGCGGAUGCGCUGUCUGGGAGGGGAAGGGGGGGAUGAGGGAAGGACAUGGAGAGCUCAGGGCUGGCAGGUUCUCCCUGGAGAUGCGGGGUGAUGGAGCAGCAGGCAAAGCUGAGCCCACCGUGAAGACGGAAGAUGCUGAGCGCAGGGCUGCUCGGGCAGAGGCCCCCAAGGAAAUGGGGGCUGUGCUGUCACCUGAGAGCUGUGAGAACUCUGGUGCUGGGGUCCCUCAGGCCCAAGGGGCAGAGACAACCUCCACUGCGCUCCUGAGCUCACAGGGGCCUGCAGACAAGUCUCAAGGGCCUGAGGCGCCCACCAGACCUUGCAGCCAAGCCAAGCUGGUGACGGAGAGCUCCAUCCGUGGCGUUGGUGGCACCGAGGCAGGCACAGAGAACGUGAUAAAGCUGGACCCGGGCAAAAACAAAAGCACCAGCCUCAGAGACAGGAUCUUGCAGUUCCCACUGUGUGAGAAAGCCCUGGCCUUCAAAAUCCGGCCCAGCUCCAAGGAGAGCCUCUUGUCCCUGGGGCAGUUCAACUGCUGCCAUGUGAUUUAGCGCUG
Messenger RNA from Tinamus guttatus (white-throated tinamou), 1946 nucleotides. RefSeq names its product serine/threonine-protein kinase SIK1-like. The record is from RefSeq and is a predicted model, not a curated record. Gene Ontology annotation, biological process: intracellular signal transduction; protein phosphorylation. Gene Ontology annotation, molecular function: ATP binding; protein serine/threonine kinase activity. Lineage: Eukaryota; Metazoa; Chordata; Aves; Tinamiformes; Tinamidae. Gene Ontology annotation, cellular component: cytoplasm.